CAGAUAUCUUAACUGCAAAUUAGCAGAAGUUGCGAUCAGGCUGUUAAUGUCUGUGGUGACCUCAACCAUGUGCCUCGAGUCCGGUGCCUUAAUGACACUGGGUGGCUCUGCGUUUGUAGGAGCAAAGUCAAAGGGCCAUAAAGUGGCGUAUGAUUGGAAAAGCUCUCUUCUUCCUGCUCUGUAGUCACUCAAGGAAAAGUUCCCUCUGCAGCGGCCGGGCUUCCACCAGAGACUCGUGUUGCCGGACUUGAUCCACCAUGCUGCACUUGAGGAAGGGGGAUUUUGUUUGGGUGGACUCUGGCGAUGGGGUGCCGAUCGGGGCGGAGGUCAAGGUGACGGACACGGGACAGCUCCAACUGAUCGAUGAUGGAGGAAAGGAGCACAAGAUCAACAAGAACACGGAGGGCAGCAUCCGACCCAUGCACCCCAGCUCCGUGAAGGGCGUGGACGACAUGAUAAGGCUCGGUGAUCUGAACGAGGCGGGGCUCCUCAGGAACCUCCUGGUGCGACACAAAGAGGGCAUCAUCUACACGUAUACAGGCUCCAUUCUGGUCGCAGUCAACCCCUACCAGCUGCUGCCCAUCUACACGGCCGAGCAUGUGCACAUGUACACGGAUCGACGGCUGGGUGAACUGCCGCCGCACGUCUUCGCCAUUGCAGACAACUGCUUUUUCAACAUGCACCGCAACAAAAAGAACCAGUGCUGUGUCAUCAGUGGAGAGUCAGGAGCAGGGAAAACUGAGAGCACCAAGGUGAUGUUGCAGUUCCUGGCAGCAGUGAGCGGCCAGCACACCUGGAUCGAGCAGCAGAUCCUUGAAGCCAACCCCAUCUUGGAGGCUUUUGGUAACGCCAAAACCAUCCGCAACGACAACUCCAGCCGGUUCGGGAAAUACAUUGACAUCAACUUCACCGAGGGCGGGGCCAUCGAGGGGGCCCGCUUUGAGCAGUACCUGCUGGAGAAGUCCAGAGUGUGUCGCCAGGCACCAGGGGAAAGAAACUACCACAUCUUCUACUGCAUGCUGAUGGGCAUGCCGGCUGAGCAGAAGAAGAUUCUUUCCCUCGGCAACGCUGCUGAGUACAACUAUCUGACCAUGGGCAAGUGCACCAGCUGUGAGGGACGCGAUGACGUGACGGAGUACGCCCACUUCCGUUCAGCUCUGAAGAUCCUCAUGUUCACAGAGAACGACUCCUGGGAAAUCUCCAAGCUGCUCGCUGCCAUCCUUCACCUGGGCAACGUGAACUUCAGGGGCACCAUGGAAAAUAACCUGGAGGGCUGUGACAUCCUCACAUCGUCCAAUUUGGCGAUGGCGAGCCAACUUUUAGAGGUGGAUGCCAAAGAGCUGGAGAGGAAUCUGACUCAGCGCUCCCUCAUGACCACCAGGGAGAGUGUGACCAAGCCUCUGACCUCCGCCCAGGCCGUGGAUGGCAGGGACGCCUUUGUCAAGGCUAUCUAUGGAAAACUCUUCAUUUGGGUGGUGGACAAAAUCAACGCUGCCAUUUACAAGCCGCCUGAGGAUCCCAAUAAGGUCCCACUGUCGAUAGGCCUGCUAGACAUCUUUGGAUUUGAGAACUUCAGCAAAAACAGCUUUGAGCAGCUGUGCAUCAACUUCGCCAACGAGCAGCUGCAGCAGUUUUUCGUCCAGCACGUUUUCAAGCUGGAGCAGGAGGAGUACGCGCGUGAAAACAUCGUUUGGAAGCACAUCGACUACGAGGACAACCAACAGACCUUGGACGUACUGGCCAACAAGCCCAUGAACAUGCUGGCUCUCGUCGACGAGGAGAGCAACUUCCCCAAGGGCACAGAUGCCACAUUGCUCCAAAAAAUGAAUCAGUUCCACGGGAAAGGGGAAAUCUACAUCCCCCCCAAGAACGACCAUGAGGCGCAGUUUGGAAUCAAGCAUUUUGCAGGGGUGGUUUACUACGAUUCCAAAGGUUUUCUGGAGAAAAACCGUGACGCCCUCAGCUCCGACCUGAUUCACCUGGUGGAAACCUCGACCAACAACCUCCUCAAGCAAGUGUUUCAAAAAGAGCUGUCCUCCGGCACGAUCCGGAGCAGUGCCAACCCAAAGAUGACCAUCACCACACCCAAGAACAGCCUCCGCCAAACAGUUGAAAGCAAGAAGCGCGUGCCAACUCUCGCCGGCCAGUUCCGUCAGUCCCUGGAUUCCCUGAUGAAAACACUGACUGUGUGUCAGCCCUAUUUCAUACGCUGCAUUAAACCCAAUGAGUCCAAGAAGCCCAUGCUGGUCGACAGAGAGCUGUGCAUUCGCCAGCUCCGCUACUCUGGUAUGAUGGAGACCAUCAGGAUCCGGAAAGCCGGGUAUCCUGUACGCUACACCUUCGACGAGUUUCUUGAACGCUAUCGUGUCCUGCUGAAGACAUCCGUCUGCGAUCCCAAAACAGAAAGGAAAGAGAAAUGCUGUGAAACCAUUUGUGAAACCGUGCUGACUAUGGAGGGCGACUGGAAGGCUGGGAAGACAAAGAUAUUCCUAAAGGACUUCCAUGACACAAUGCUCGAAGUGGAGCGAAUGAAAGAACUGAAUGAGAAAGCGCUUUUGAUCCAGAAAGUCCUGAGGGGCUACAAAUACAGGAGUGCGUUCCUGAAGAAAAGGGCAGGCGCUCUCGUCAUACAGAAACACUGGAGAGGACACAAAGGAAGAAAAUUGUACAAAGUGGUCCAGCUCGGCUUUGCGAGGCUGCAGGCACGGGUUCGCGCUCGCCAACUCCACCUGCAGUACAAGCGGAAGCGGGAGGCAGCCGUCGUGCUGCAGGCCCAGGCCCGAGUAUACCUGGCCAGGAAGGAGAUGAGGCGCAAGAGGAAGGCUGUGAUCCUCCUGCAGGCCCACACCAGAGGUGUGCUGGCAAGAAAGGCUCUCAAAAAGUUGAAAAGAGACAUGUACCUCUCUGCCAAAGAGAAAGAAGAAGAGCAGCGGAUCAUCUUGGAGCGACAGAAACACUUGGAGGACGUGCUGAGGCGGAAGAAAGAGAUGGAGGACAAGGCUCUGUCGGACGCCAUCACAGACCAGGAGAUGGUGGACAGCAUCUUUGGCUUCCUUCCCCCUAUUAUUGGAGGGCAAGAGGGGCAGGCACCUGUGGGAUUUGAGAACUUGGAGGGGAAAAGGAUCGUUACCGAGGAGAUAGACAUUGACGACCUCCCCAUGGAGGAGGAUCUUCCCACAGAGGACUACGACGACCUGAACGAGUAUUCCUUCUCCAAAUUUGCCUCCAUGUACUUCCAGGGUGCCGCCAACCACGCCCACAUCCGCCAGAGGCUCCGUCAGCCCCUGCUCUACCACGAGGACGAGGGAGACGUUCUGGCAUCGCUGACAGUGUGGUGGAUCAUUCUGAGGUUCAUGGGAGACCUCCCCGAGCCCAAGAAGCAGGUCCAGGUGCAGGGAACCUCCACGCAGGAACGCCUUCUGCCCAAGGACCUGAUCACCAGGAAGAACAGACGUUUCAGCCACAUGGUGGGCCUGGACCAGCGGGUGCUGAGGAAAAAAAAUGAAACAAAGCCCCCCAACGUCCCGGAGGAGCCAGCACAAAACAGAAAGACCUCAAUUUUCACAGACCUCCUGACGAGAAACAGGAAAGCUUCUGCCGUGCCCAGUGAGGCAGCUCCAAACCCAAAGGUAUACACUGUACCAGAAGGAAGGGCAGCAAGGAAGGGGUCCACGUUCACCGACCUACUCUCCAGGAACAGAAAAGCAUCCACCGUUCAGCAGAACGGAAUCCCCAAAUCCACUGCUAAAUUCAGGAAACCCUCGAUCAUCAUGGAGGAGUCAGAUGAUGUGACUGAAGUAUCCAAACCUCCGACACUGCAGACUGUGGAGGAGGACAGUGAUGCCGUGGUUGGAGAAGGACCCACCCUGGAACGGCCGAUGACCUCCCUGGAAAAGCUUCACAUCAUUGUGGGAUAUGCCCUUGUCCGACGUGACCUCAGGGAUGAGAUUUACUGUCAGAUCUGCAAGCAGCUUCAGGACAACAACAAUCGCAACAGCUACUUCCGUGGUUGGAUCCUUUUGUCCCUCUGCCUGGGCAUUUUCCCUCCAAGUGAGCGCUUUAUAAGGUACUUGCAAAGUUUCAUCCGUUCCGCUCCCGGAGGCUACGCUUCCUACUGUGCUGAAAGGCUGCGUCGGACAGUAAUGAAUGGAGCGCGAGGGGAGCCCCCGGCCUGGCUGGAGCUGCAGGCAACCAAGACAAAGAAGCCCAUGGUUGUGUCCGUGUUACUGAUGGAUGGACGGUCGAUCAACCUGCCCGUUGACUCAGCGACUACCUCCAGAGAGAUCUGCCAAGUCCUGUCCAACAAAGUCAGACUCAAGGACACCUUCGGCUUUUCUCUCUACGUGGCUCUGUACGAAAAGGUGUGGGCUCUGGGCGGCGGCCGGGAGCACGUGAUGGACGCGAUCUCCCAGUGUGAGCAGGAGGUGAAGAGGAGAGGAGGGCAGGAGCAGCACGCUCCCUGGCGACUCUUCUUCCGCAAGGAGGUGUUCACCCCCUGGCACGACUGUAGAGAGGACAAGACCAGCACAGAACUCAUCUACAAGCAGGUCGUCCAUGGCCUCAAGUUCGGAGAGUACCAGAGUGAGAAGGAGGAUGAUUUUGUUCAGCUCGCUGCAAAACACUUGUACAUCCAGCACGGCUCAGAGGGCAGUCCGGAGGAUGUGAGACAAGCGGUUCAGGACUGCAUCAACCCCUCUUUGCUGGAGGCCAAGUCGGAGGCCAAGUGGGUGCAAAUGGUCAGCACUGCUCAUGCUCAGGCUCCAUAUCUGAGUUCAAGAGCAAAGACGGACUCGGUGAAGGCAGAGAUGGUCGACUACGCUCAGAAGAAGUGGCCCAUGUUCUUCUCCAGGUUCUUUGAAGUUGUCAAAGUGUCAGGACCUCCACUGCCAAAGAGCAAGUUCAUAGUAGCUAUAAACUGGACCGGUAUCACAUUCUUGGAUGAAAGAGAGAAGAGGCUGCUGGAGCUCUCCUUCCCCGAGCUGACAGGAGUCAAUACUACAAGGGAGGGUAAAGCCUCUGGUCAGGUGGUGUGUCUGCUGACGCUGAAAGGAGACUUCACUCUGAGCGGCUCUGCAGCUGGGGACAUGGCCGAGCUGGUCACCAUGUUCCUCGGUGGACUGGCGGAGCGAUCGCGGUACGCCGUGGCUCUGAGGGAAGUUGACAGACAAGAUGACCCCACGUUCCUCAGCUUCAAGAAAGGAGAGCUCAUCGUAAUUAUCAAAGAUGACGAGUUUUCUCAGCAACGUGGCUGGAUUAAGGGCCAGAUUGAGAGCACAAAACAAACAGGAGCUGUCCCCACCGACGCCGUCUUAAUCCUGCCAACGCUCAACAAACCCACCAAUGAGCUCAUGAGCCUUCUAAGCCUGUCUCCCAACCAGCGAAAGAACAUCAUACAGGCGAACAAGAAGGAAACAGGCACAUUGGAGAGGUUGGCUCCCGCCACACUGAAGGAAUUUUCCCUCGAGCACUUCAGGCAGCCCACUAAGGAUGUGAACCGCCAGGUGAUGUCCAGGAACGCGGCUCCUGAGAGGCUGUGGGCAAACUCCAGAGAGCCAAUCAGACAGGCCCUCCUCAAGAAACUGGAGGGCAACUCAGAGCUGAGCCACAAAGCAAGUCUGGCUUUCACUGCGAUCCUGAAAUAUAUGGGAGACUACCCCGCCAAGCAGAUGCACAGUCCCCUGGAGCUCACCGACCAGAUCUUCGGGCCUGCCACUCAAAACGAGGCGCUCAGGGACGAGAUCUACUGCCAGAUCAUGAAGCAGAUGAGCAGCAAUAACAACCGGUUCAGCAUGGAGCAGGGCUGGCAGCUGCUGUGGCUCUGCUGCGGCCUGUUUCCUCCCAGCCAGUCCCUUCUGAAGCACACUCAACGCUUUCUGGAGUCACGCCGCAGAGAACCGCUGGCCUCCGACUGCCUGCAGCGGAUGCGGAGCUCCCUGAGGAUGGAGCCCAGGAAGCUCCCGCCGCACCAGGUGGAGGUGGACGCCAUCCAGCAGAACAGCAUCCAGAUCUUCCACAAAGUCCACUUCCCCAACGACACGGAGGAGAUAUUUGAGGUUGCGACCAACACCAGGAUCAGGGAUCUCAUUCAGAACAUAACCACAAAGCUCAAUCUGGCCUCGGCAGACGGAUUCAGUAUUUUUGUCAAGACGGAUGACAAGGUCCUCAGUCUGAACGACGCGGACUACUUCUUUGACAGUCUGAGACAAAUCACUGACUGGUCCAAAAAAGCCAAGAGGGUCAAAGAUGGUGGGCCAGUCAGCAUAUCCUACAUUGUGUUCUUCAUGAGGAAGUUGUGGUUCAACGUGGUGCCCGGCAGAGACAUAGAGGCCGAUCUUAUCUUCCAUUUCCCUCAGGAGCUACCCAAGUACCUGAGAGGUUAUCAUGUCUGCACCAAAGAUGAAAUGGUCAACAUUGCGGCUUUGCUCUUCAGGAUGAAGGUCAACAACGACAAGAGCCAGUUUGUCAUGAUUCCCAGGUUGCUGAAGGAGCUGGUGCCCGCCGACCAACUGAAGGCCAUGUCUGACAACGAGUGGAAGAAGAGUGUUGUUGCCUCUUAUAACAAACACGCCGCCAUGACUGUUGAAGAAGCCAAGGUGGCGUUUCUGAAAGCGGUUUGCCGCUGGCCGACUUUCGGCUCGGCGUUCUUUGAAGUCAAGCAAACAUCAGAACCUAAUUUCCCAGAUAUCGUGCGAAUUGCCGUCAGCAAGCAAGGGCUGACGAUCAUCCACCCGAGAACCAAGGAUGUUUUGGCGAAUCACCCAUUCAACCGCAUCGCGAACUGGUGCAGCGGCAGCACCUACUUCCACAUGACCAUUGGCAAUUUGGUGAAGGGAAGCAAAUUCCUCUGUGAGACAUCCCUGGGUUACAAGAUGGACGAUCUCAUAACCUCCUACGUCAACAUGUACCUCCGGGAGAGGAGGGCAGGCCAAAACAGGAACCAGCGCUUCAAUAUUUGAGCCUUGCGAUUCUUUCGAAGCAUGAGUGUGACGCAACUCUGUAGCUGCAGAUGUCGACGUGUAGUUCAUGCACACUCGCAAGGAGAGCCGAGCACAGAUAGUUCUGGAUGGGGGGGUUUUUGUGUGUAAGUGCAAUUGACUUUGUGUUCGUGACAACACAUUGAUUUAUUAUAUGAAACAAAGUGGCUGAAUGUAGAUUUCUCACGUAUUAUUUAACACGUUGAACGUUUCUUUAGCACGUACUGUAUGAAAGUGACAAACCACCGAACAAUGUUUAACAGAUGUCUGUGAUGAAAUGGCGUUCACAAACCCUUCUAUCUCCUGUUCAGCCAUAUCAAAUGAAUUGUACGACUGCUCCACGAUAAUUAUAAAAUCCUCAUAUUAA
Molecule: messenger RNA, 7341 nt
Organism: Scophthalmus maximus (turbot)
Lineage: Eukaryota; Metazoa; Chordata; Actinopteri; Pleuronectiformes; Scophthalmidae
Gene: myo7ba
Product: unconventional myosin-VIIa
Exons: 48
Coding region: 258-6956 (2232 amino acids)
Cellular component (GO): myosin complex; cytoskeleton
Molecular function (GO): ATP binding; protein binding; cytoskeletal motor activity
Source: RefSeq, a predicted model, not a curated record